Zea mays is the source of this 779-nucleotide messenger RNA. RefSeq lists its product as uncharacterized. Lineage: Eukaryota; Viridiplantae; Streptophyta; Magnoliopsida; Poales; Poaceae. The record is from RefSeq and is marked predicted.
UGUUUUUUUUGGGUCGCUUCGUUCACAGUUGGACUUGCACGGAUGGACCCGUCCCACCCUACUUCUCCUCCACCCUCCGCCCAGAACCCACAACGCCGCCGCGUUCGUCUGCCACUGCCUGCCCGAGCCGCCGCUCCCCUUCCUCGGUCUCUCCUCGCUUCCCAGUCCCAGUCCUAGCCCAGCGCGCCGCGGCGCUAACUGGCCAGCUGGUAGUGAUGGCAACCGAGCCGCCGCCGGCAGCGGAGAAGAAGAAGGCGCCGCUCCCCAAGGUGGUCACGCUCAAUAAAGCCCUCAAGCUGGCCCAGACAUGGGUGGACAAAAUGAGUGCAUCGGAGCCGGAUGAACCCAACGAUAAGGAUUUCGAGGGCCGGCCACCAAAGCUCGGUCUUGGUGCUAAAGCGGCACCUGGUGUGAAGCGUGUGGUUCCCACUGACCCAGUUGAGAGGAGGUUGCUUGGGAAGGUGAAUGCGCAGAAGAGGAAGGCCUUGGAGGAUGAUGAUAGAAAUGCUCAGGUGGCGAAUGAGGCUAGCGACGACGAUGAGCCUGAAAGCAGGACCAGUGCCUUUAACAAGAAGAGGCCAGUGCCUUCAGUUACUUCUACACCUUUAGGGAAGAAGGCUAAGUGACAAGCUAUAUGCAUAGACUACCUGAGUGAUCUGCUUGUUUUGAUCACGUUUCGUACUAACUCCCAGACUGAUGCUAUUUUCAUAAGGCAUAGUAUACCUUCUCAUACUCCAGUUUGUGAUUCCUGAAUUUAAAGGGAUAGCUGUGCUUGAUAU